This is a messenger RNA of Nicotiana attenuata, 2100 nucleotides long. RefSeq names its product zinc finger BED domain-containing protein RICESLEEPER 1-like. The transcript has 2 exons. Lineage: Eukaryota; Viridiplantae; Streptophyta; Magnoliopsida; Solanales; Solanaceae. The coding region runs from base 1235 to 1933 and encodes 232 amino acids. The record is from RefSeq and is a predicted model, not a curated record. Gene Ontology annotation, molecular function: protein dimerization activity; DNA binding.
ACAUUUCAUAUACAAGUUUAUACAAACGUAUACAUCAAUAUACAUUACUGUACAGAUGCAGUUAAAACUGUAAAAUAGAAUUUUUGUAUUUUUCUCACUUUUAUCUAACAAUUUAUAUAUAAAGUUAAUUUUUUCGUUGAUUUCUCUACUAAAUGAUGAAUUUUCAAAUUUUUCUUUUCUUGUUGAGUUUCUGUCAAAUCAGAAACUUUGGAGCAAAUUCAUCUAUAUAGAACUUGGAAAAUAAGAGAUUUAGGUCUGUUUUUUGUAUGUUUAUAGCUGGGAUAGGAAUGUAUAAACUUGGGUAAGAAAUAGAACAAAAAAACCAUGAAAAAUUUGCGUCAUAAUAAAAAGGGCAUGAAGAUUUUUUUCGGAUUUGAGCCAAAUAAUAUUGGGCUACAUAUUUGUAAACUUAAAUCUGGGUCAUCCGGUUGCAAGGUUAACUUGUGGAGUGUAUUAUUACGUAAUUCCGUCUUAAUUAUAUGUGUGUUACAACCCAUUACAUUGACAAGAAUUGGAAAUUGCAUAAAAGGAUAUUGAAAUUUUGUGCAAUUACUAGUCAUAAAGGUCAAGAUUUAGCUAGUGGUAUUUCUAAGUUUACUUGAAUCGGGAGUGGAUAAAGUAUUUACUGUGAUAGUUGAUAAUGCGAGUUCUAAUGAUGUGAUGGUUAGAGAGUUAUCCAAGCAAUUUACUAGAUGGAACACUAACUUGAUGGAAGGUUCAUGUGAGAUGUAUGGCUCACAUCAUCAAUCUAGUUGUUCAAGAUGGGUUGAGAGAAGGGAGUGUGUCUGUUGAAUGAAUAAGACAAGCUGUUAGGUGUAUAAGACAAUCUCCCGCAAGAUGGAAAAAGUUUAAAGAAUGUUGUGAUCUUGAUAGGUUAACUUCUAAAAAAUCAUUGUGCUUGGAUGUUCCUACUAGGUGGAACUCCACAUAUUUGAUGUUAAAGGUUGCUACAGUUUAUGAGGAAGCCUUCACAAAAUAUUGUGAUAUUGAUUAUGGUUUGAUGUCAUGUAUUUCUAACUGCAUUUGUGAGGAUGGACAACCUGCAGGUCCACUUUUAAGUAGUGAUUGGGAUAGUGUAAGACGUAUUGUGAAGUUUCUGGAAAUUUUUUAUGAACUCACCUUGAAAGUAUCAGGUACACUUUAUAUUACGUCUAAUGUGCACCUUCUUGAAAUAUGUGUUGUUGAUUCUUUUUUGAAAGAGUUGAUGCAAAAUGAAGAUGCUUUCUUGAGAUAAAUGGCAAAGAAUAUGAAAGAGAAAUUUGACAAGUAUUGGAGGGAUCCACAUAAGAUGAAAAAAAUGAUUUUUAUCUCAUGUGUGCUUGAUCCACGCCAUAAGUUUAAUACUCUUUCAUUUGCGCUUGCUGCUAUGUUUGGAGAAACCGUAGGUUUGAAAAUACAAGAGGAUGUGAAAACAUACAUGGAUACUUUGUUCAAUGUGUAUGCAAUGAAAAAUGGUGGUUCUGGUUCAUGUCCAUCUUCUGGUCCAUCUUCUCCAUCUUCUUCAUCAUUGCUCUCAAAAUUCAUGCUAGAUUUAAAGAAGCAUAAGAAAUGUGGCAGAGUGGACUCUAAAACGGAGUUAGAUAAAUAUUUGGGUGAAGAUGUUGAGGAAGACCAUGAAAAGUUUAACAUUUUGGGGUGGUGGAAGUUGAACUCACCUAGAUUUCCCACUCUUGCUGAGAUGGCAUGUGAUGUGCUAGCCAUUCUGAUUUCUAGUGUUGCCUCAGAAUCAGCCUUUAGCACCGGCGGACGCAUACUUGAUCCAUUUAGGAGUUCAUUGACUCCUAGAUUAGUUCAAGGUCUUGUAUGUGUCCAAGAUUGGCUUCGGAAUGAAUCAACAACUCCGGUUAAAAUUGAAGAAGAUUUAGAUAAUCUUGAACAACUUGAAGCUGAAUUUAUUAAUAUGGGAAGAGAGCCUUACAUUGUCGACAUAUAGUGAUUUUCCAUUUGUUGUACAAGCUCAGGUUUUCAUUAUACACUUGCUUCUUGUUUUGUUGUAUGUUUCUGGAAUCUGGAUAGCUUGAAGCCUUGAACUGUCUUCUUCUUUCUCUGAAAAGGCUCUUCGAAUUGUUUGAAAUUGCAAAUUUUUAACUGAUUGUCUCA